Messenger RNA from Funneliformis mosseae, 135 nucleotides. NCBI's taxonomy places the organism in Eukaryota, Fungi, Glomeromycota, Glomeromycetes, Glomerales, Glomeraceae. The record is from the annotation of a GenBank genome assembly.
AUGCAAGCUUCUUCUUAUCCCACAAUCUCCGAUGUUAGCAUAAUCAAUGCUUCAAAAAUUGAUCAAUACAUGGAUAUAAUGGAUUCUUCUACAUUAGUAGCUGCAGUAUUAGAUCCACACACAAAGGUGUAUUGA